Messenger RNA from Hydra vulgaris (swiftwater hydra), 918 nucleotides. NCBI's taxonomy places the organism in Eukaryota, Metazoa, Cnidaria, Hydrozoa, Anthoathecata, Hydridae. The record is from RefSeq and is a predicted model, not a curated record.
UGGAUGUUGUGAAACAUGUCAGGCAAUGCUAAACAUUUUGACUGAAGAUGAAAAUGAUGACCGCCCUGGUAAGUGUACCUAUUGGUUUGUUUAAAAACUAUUUGCAUAAUUUUUUGUCAGAUGUUAUACUGUUAUAUAAUUUGUGAAAAGUUAAUAUUUUCAGGAACUUGCUUAUGUAACUUCUCUAUGUAAUUUCUUGUUCAACAAGGUUAUUUUUUAACAGUUAUAGGCUUGAAAUAAGGUUUUAACAAAAACUAAAUAGUAGUUGCCCUUGGACCUUGAAGAAAUUAGUUAGUAAAAAAAAAAAUUAAUAAAAUGAGACCAACGCAAUUUAUGAUAAUGUGUAUAGAGCUCUAAUAUGUUGGGUAUUCAAUUGGUGUGUUUGGGAUUGGUUUUUUUUUUAUUCUAUGUUUUUUGAUAGUUUCAAAUAUGCUCAACCCAAAGGAACGAGUUCCUAGUCCAAAUUUGCAUGCUUUAAAGUGCACAACAUUUGGUUCUUCAUCACCAAUUCAAUUGGAUGUGCCACUUAUAUCUCCAUGGAAAAAAAGUAAAGUGGGCUGUAUAAUACAGCCAAGAUCGAAUGAAGAUUUCCAACAAUCAUUGGAUUUAGAAUUGAACCACUUUAACAAAAAUCCAACAUCUUUCAAUAUAGGUGAUGGUGGUGUUUCAUUUAAGGAAAUGACAAAUAAACAGUUUCAGUAUGCCAUGCUAAUGAAGCUAGAUUUGCUGCAGCAAAAUCAACUUAGAAUAACGGAGCGUUUGGACAACAUAGAAACAAAGCCAAAAAGUUGUACUACUGAUGAAGGUUCCAUAAUUACAAUCCCACACAGAGAUAUGAGGUGUUUUAAUGAAGAAGAGGAAACUCUCAAAGCAAGUUCUAGUGCUGUGAAAAACAAGGUAUAGACAUUAAAUUUUCCA